CUUAAGGAUCCUUACAGAAAUAUUGAUGAUGGUUCUUUCCUCAGAAUUCCAUUCUGGUUUUUCCGUCAGAAGUCCUUCAAUACAUCCCUCUUUACUACUUUUCUCUUUGAGGUUCCCAUAGAUACUUUUUCAGUAGUAUGUUGCUCCCCAAGACCCCAACUGAAGUGGUUUCAUACAAAUAAUCUGGUGCAAUGCACUUUUAUUUAUGUACAAACACAACAAUGUGAUAUCCUAAAGAACUCAGAAAGUUUCCUGUAAGUGCUAACCACUUUAGAUUUGUGGUAUGUUCCUUUUAUGUUCUCCACUCACUAUUUAGAUUGAACUGAGUUUUCUCUAGAAAAGCAGUGCUAAUGUUUGUGUACAUUAGACC
This is a messenger RNA of Linum tenue, 370 nucleotides long. Lineage: Eukaryota; Viridiplantae; Streptophyta; Magnoliopsida; Malpighiales; Linaceae. The record is from the annotation of a GenBank genome assembly.